Molecule: messenger RNA, 497 nt
Organism: Monomorium pharaonis (pharaoh ant)
Lineage: Eukaryota; Metazoa; Arthropoda; Insecta; Hymenoptera; Formicidae
Exons: 4
Coding region: 60-329 (89 amino acids)
Source: RefSeq, a predicted model, not a curated record
GCAAAGAACAUCCGCGUUGAUCCAGUAGGUAUACUGUUUGUGUACCAAAGCGAACCACGAUGAUUAAGCUGUUUCUCUUUACGUUGCUUUGCGUGGCGGUGUUCGCCGAUACACCAGCUGAUGACCUGAAUAAAGUGUGGACAGGACCUGCAGGUGCAGCGAUCGACACAGCUCAUUAUUUUAUGAGGGGUCAAUCUGGUAGUUCUUUAGUGCGACGUGCGGCACAAGAAGUAAGACCACCAGGAGGAGGACCACCAAGAGGACAACCAGGAGGAUCAUCAGGAGGAUCACCAGGAGGAGGAUCAUCAGGAGGAGGAGGAUCAAAUUGAAGCAACGCCUGAAAAAAAUAAAUUGUGGUCUCUUACGGAUAGGACGGUUACUGUAAAACGGACAAUGAUUAAACUACAUUCAGCACUGUAUCACAUGUUUUACUAAAUUAUUUACACGAGCUAAACCCCGAUGCAAUUUUAGGAUAAUAAAGCUUGAUAGUGCACCAA